Salarias fasciatus (jewelled blenny) is the source of this 2568-nucleotide messenger RNA. RefSeq names its product transketolase b (gene tktb). Lineage: Eukaryota; Metazoa; Chordata; Actinopteri; Blenniiformes; Blenniidae. The coding region runs from base 106 to 1986 and encodes 626 amino acids. The transcript has 14 exons. The record is from RefSeq and is a predicted model, not a curated record. Gene Ontology annotation, molecular function: thiamine pyrophosphate binding; transketolase activity.
CCUCCUCCUCCUCCCUCCGUUGUACUUACCGGGCGGCUCGCGGCGGCGUGGUGCCACAUUUCCCCCCCUCAUACACCAGACCGCAUCUUCUGCACUCGAGAAAACAUGUCCAGCUACCACAAACCCGACGAGAAGACCCUGCAGGGGCUGAAGGACGUCGCCAACAAGCUGCGGAUCCACUCCAUCAAGGCGACGUGCGCCUCCAACUCCGGCCACCCCACGUCAUGCUGCAGCGCUGCAGAGCUCAUGUCGGUGCUCUUCUUCCACACCAUGCGCUACAAAGCAGAUGAUCCUCGCAACCAGUGCAACGACCGCUUUGUGCUCUCAAAGGGCCACGCUGCACCCGUCCUGUACGCUGCCUGGGCCGAGGCAGGCUACGUCAAAGAGUCCGAUCUGCUCAACCUGCGCAAGAUCGACAGUGACCUGGAGGGACAUCCCACUCCUAAACUGGCGUUUGUGGACGUGGCCACCGGCUCUCUGGGACAGGGUCUGGGAGCUGCUUGCGGCAUGGCCUACACCGGAAAGUACUUCGACAAGUCCAGUUACCGGGUGUACUGCAUGCUGGGGGAUGGGGAGUGCUCGGAGGGCUCGGUGUGGGAGGCCAUGGCCUUCGCCUCUCUCUACAAGCUGGACAACCUGGUGGCCAUCCUGGACGUCAAUCGUCUGGGGCAAAGCGAGGCCGCCCCGUUGAAGCACGACAUGGAGGUGUACCGCAAGCGCUGUGAAGCAUUUGGGUGGAACACUUACGUCGUGGACGGGCACGACGUGGAGGAGCUGUGCAAAGCUUUCUGGCAGGCCCAGCAGGUCAAGGACAAACCCACCUGCAUCGUCGCCAAGACGUUCAAGGGCAAGGGACUCAAAAAUAUCGAGGACCAGGACAACUGGCACGGAAAGCCCAUUCCUAAAGACAAGGUGGAUGCCCUCCUGAAUGACCUGAAGGCUCAGCUCCAGGUUCCCAACAAGAGUCUGACCCCCCAGCUGCCCAAGGAAGACACGGCGCCGGCCGACCUCAGCAGCAUCCUCCUGCCGGAACCUCCUGCCUACAAAAAGGGAGACAAGAUGGCGACACGGCGAGCUUACGGCGUGGCUCUGGCCAAACUGGGCCAGUCCAGCCAGAGAGUGGUGGCCCUCGACGGAGACACUAAGAACUCCACCUUCUCUGAGACCUUCAAGAAAGCUUUUCCUGACCGGUACAUCGAGUGUUUCAUCGCUGAACAGAACAUGGUCGGAGUGGCCAUCGGCUGUGCCGCCCGUGAUCGCACUGUGGCGUUCGCCAGCACGUUUGCGGCGUUCCUCUCCAGAGCGUACGACCAGAUCCGAAUGGGAGCGAUCUCCCAGACAAACGUCAACCUGGUAGGCUCCCACUGCGGAGUCUCCAUUGGUGAGGAUGGUCCCUCUCAGAUGGCUCUGGAGGACUUGGCCAUGUUCCGUGCCAUCCCAACAUGCACCGUGUUUUACCCCAGCGACGCCGUGUCCACGGAGCGGGCGGUGGAACUGUCGGCCAACACUAAGGGCAUCUGUUUCAUCCGCACCAGUCGACCAGACACCGCAGUCCUCUAUUCUCCAGACGAGAAGUUUGAAAUCGGCGUGGCCAAGGUGGUGCGUCAGUCUGACCAGGAUGUCGUGACUGUGAUUGGAGCCGGUGUUACUUUGCAUGAGGCUCUUGCUGCUGCAGACAUUCUGGCCGGUGAAGGGAAGAACAUCCGCGUGAUCGACCCGUUCACCAUCAAACCGCUGGAUGCCGAGACGAUCGUGUCCAGCGCCAGAGCCACAGGAGGUCAGAUCAUCACCGUGGAGGACCACUACAAGGAGGGUGGUCUCGGUGAGGCCGUGCUGUCCGCGGUGGGCGGCGAGCCCGGCAUCGUGGUGACGCGCCUGGCCGUGGAGGGCGUUCCCCGCAGCGGAAAGCCCAACGAGCUCCUGGAUAUUUUCGGCAUCAGCGCGAAGCACAUCGCCAGCGCCGUCCGCAAGACCUUCGCCAACUGAGAGCCGCACCUGAUCUCCGUCCGCGUUUCCGCUUUUUCCAUCACGACCAGCGGCUUGACAGGAUUACUUGAAGAUCGGAUAACGUCUCUAGUUCCGCCUUGUGGCUUUGACUUGAGUGCAGUGUGAAUGCUAACCUGUAUUUCUACUAACGGAUGGGAGAGUCGGUGCAGUGCGGUUAUUAGUCUCUAAGCUCAGACGGAUUCUUUUGCUUUUGGCAGCAUCAUUCUUCCUUUUCCAUAUCAAAUGAUUUCAAAAUCUUGUAAAAGUUGCAGACAGACACUGUAAAUGUCGAGCUGACGGGUCGCUGCGGGUCGUCGGGUUGCGUUGUGAAGUUGGGCCGAAACGUGUGAACGCUACUUUUCACAUUCCUCACGUUGCACUUGAGCUGUUCAUGUCCUUUUCUAAGAAGCACUGUUACCGUUUCUCUUACAUGUCAUGUACUAAAUCAGUUUUGUCGUUUGGUUCAGCUGCAACAUUUAGUGUGAAAAGUUGAGUCCAGAGCUUGAAACAUCUCCACGAGUGAGUCGCUGGUGUUCUCCUCUUACUGCUGUGAUGUGCUGAAUUAAAACCCCGAACACCAUU